CGUACGCAAGGCAAUGUUCGUUUAGUCUUGCCUCGCAUCUCCAAUAAUCGUGAGAUCGUUGGCUCGAUCUGAAUCGAAAAUUCAUCUUCACUGUCAUCAAUUAAUCCGUAUCACAUUUCGACAAGCACGACGUGGAAGAAUAAUCCGAAAAAAAACGAUGAUUUGAGAAUAACCGCGCGAAGUAGCAUGCGAUUUGACGACACAAAACGAUCAUGGAAAACGAGACGCCUCGUCGUCCGCAUUACGAAAAAAUGUAUAUUAUUACAAGUCCUCGUUAUGGCAAUAGUUUACUUGCAAAUGCGCGGUGUCGAAGCGGAGUUCACGAACCUGGGUCAAGGAAUUGUCGAUCUGCUGGAAAGCACAGGAAUGCACGAGGAGCCAACUGGAGUCACCCCGAAAAAGAGUCGUUGUGGAUACAAUGGAACAACUGCUUAUGAGAUUGGUGAAGCUGCAUUACUUACGGCAAACACGAUAACGCUCUUUCCUCAUGGUUUUCCACAAGAUUUCUCCAUCCUCAUAGUGGCGAAGCCGAAACUCGAUUCUCCUGCAUCAACAUUGUUCACUGUAUACAGUGACAACGGUGAAGAACAAUUGGUAGUUUCACUGGGAAACGAUGUUACACUUUUGUAUAACACGGUGCUCGAUGAAAUUCUCAAUCCAAUUUCAUUUGGUAUCAACGUUGCUGACGGCAACUGGCAUAGAUUGGGAUUCAGCUUGAAAGGCGAUGCUGUGACCCUUAUCACUGAUCAAGAAACACAAAUUACACGUGAACUCCGAAGGGAUACAACAACAACGAUAACUACUAGUGGAAUUAUAAUAAUUGGGCAACAACUUGUCGAUGGAUAUUUGUACAUGGGUGAAAUUGAGAUGCUCAAGAUUGCGCCGACCCCCGAUUCUGCGUAUGAAAUUACGACUGUUUUCGCUCCCGAUUGUGAAUCAAGAUCAGGGAGAUUCAACGUUUCCGCGGCGACGUUUUCGACUAUUCAUAUUCCGCCCGGUGAAGAGUCGCUGGAGUACGAGCGGCGUUCACGGCAAAGGUAUGGUUCGUCGAUACGAAAUUUGACUGGCAGCUUUGAUGAUCGAGUUUCGCGAAACGCUACGAGAGUUUCGUUUGACGCUGAUUAUGACGACGAAGAUGAACUUACCGAAGGUCCUACGGCGGAAGAUGACGAUGACGAAGAAUAUGCUACCGGUGAACCAAACAUUGAGACCAAUCCACUUCCGACCGCUUCACAUGCCUUUUCUGCGAUACGAGGCAGUUUUAUUCACUCGGGAGCAGCGUCACUUCCGGAUUAUUCUACGAUCACAUCGUACGAGGGGGAAGAGCAGGAUGGUAAAUUACCGACGGACUCGCCUUCGAUCUCGAGUAGUGAGGGAUCGUACUAUACGAAUUAUGGGUACUACAAUGUCCGUGGUCCGUCAGGACCUCGAGGCUUUCCUGGGCCUCCUGGAGUCCCCGGAGUUCAAGGCCAAAAGGGAGAACCAGGUCGUGAUGGACUCGGAGGAACGGAGGGUGCUCCAGGACCACCGGGCCACGUGUUUAUGAUUCCAUUGAACCAGCAGGGCAACGAAAAAGGACCGGACGCGCAGGCAGAUAUGCUUAGACAAUUGUUGUCGCAACACAUGCUGGCAAUGCGAGGUAUAGAAGGACCGAUGGGACUCACCGGUGUUUCCGGACCGGACGGUCCACCGGGACCACAGGGACAAAAAGGCGACCCUGGUGACAUUGGAGAACCUGGGCCUCGAGGGGAAGCAGGUCCAAUAGGAAAUCCUGGGCGUGAAGGAAAACGAGGUAGACCUGGGAGAGACGGUGAUCGAGGGGUUACUGGACAACGCGGUGUAAAGGGUGAACAGGGACUGCCAGGGUUGCCUGGUUUACCGGGUGAUAAAGGUGAAAGAGGAUCUACUGGUGCCGUUGGAGAGCAAGGAUUACCAGGUCACGAAGGCUUACAAGGUGAUGAUGGUCCACCCGGAUUAGUCGGUUUGCCAGGAGAAAUGGGGCCAAGAGGCUUUGUGGGUCCACGAGGAUUUCCUGGUUUACCUGGCAAUCCUGGAAUUCCAGGAAGUGAAGGACCACCUGGCCCGAAAGGCAGUACUGGAUCACUGGGACCACCGGGACAAGCCGGACAAAAUGGCCCUACAGGACCUGUUGGGCCUCCUGGUCCUCAAGGGCCUUUAGGACCAACUGGCUUAGUUGGGCCUCAAGGCAAACCUGGUAUUCCAGGUCUCCCUGGAGCAGAUGGGUCUCCAGGACAUCCAGGGAAUCCUGGUGGCCCAGGAAUGAAGGGUGAUCAAGGUCUGCAGGGGCCUCAGGGUGCGAUAGGCUUUCCUGGAGUUCGUGGAAUGAAAGGGGAUGAAGGUAAACGCGGCGCAGCCGGAGAUCGCGGUGAUAAGGGUGAACCAGGCUCGGAAGGUGAUAAGGGAGAUAUGGGGGCCAAAGGGGAAGUAGGACCUCCCGGACCCCAAGGUAUUCCUGGUCUGGAAGGACUCGAAGGCAUGAAAGGAAUGGAAGGCCCACGUGGUGAAACUGGGUCAACUGGUCCACCUGGUGAGAAAGGAAAAAUUGGGAUUCCUGGCUUCCCUGGAUACCCGGGCAACAUUGGAGACAAGGGUGACAAAGGACAAACCGGUCGGCAAGGAUCAGUGGGUGAUAAAGGAGAAAGAGGGCAUGCGGGAUCACCUGGAGAACGCGGAGAAGUCGGUCCACGGGGAUUUAGAGGAGCCCGAGGUAGAAGAGGAUCUGAAGGAACGCCUGGGCCAAAAGGUGAUACUGGCCAACCAGGAAGCCCAGGACCCCAAGGCGAACAGGGAUUACCGGGGAUAGAAGGACCGCGGGGAUUCGCCGGUCCUCCAGGUCCAGCUGGGCUCGAUGGGAAAGAUGGAAUUGCUGGGCCUCCUGGUGAGCGUGGUCCUGUAGGGGAAUCCGGUCCUCCCGGGCCAUCUGGCAUACCUGGAGUCGUAGGUCCUCCUGGACCGGCCGGUGAGGCUGGACAGCCGGGAGAAGGCGGUCAACCGGGAAGCCAAGGCGCACCUGGUGAGCCCGGACCUCCCGGCGACAAGGGCAGUGAGGGACCACACGGGCCGCCAGGACCGCCCGGGAAAGAUGGACCCCCAGGUACCGGUGGUCUACCUGGGUUUCCUGGAGAUAGAGGACUUGAUGGAGCGACUGGGAUGCCAGGGUUGAAAGGGGAAAUGGGAAUCCCGGGUCCUCCGGGUCCAACAGGCGACAAAGGUGCUCAAGGGGAGCCGGGAAAAGACGGCACGAUCGGUCCAGAAGGACGUUCAGGGCCGAACGGUCCUCCCGGUCCUGUCGGACCGAAAGGCGAGAUGGGUGAACCUGGUAAUGCUGGACCUAUAGGGAGAGAUGGCUUACCCGGACAGCGUGGUUUACCAGGAGCACCAGGACCUAUAGGUGUGCCUGGUGAAGACGGUGAUAAAGGUGAACUUGGUUUACCAGGGGAAAAAGGUUUAAAAGGGUCACGAGGUGAAAUUGGUCCACCAGGCCCGCCUGGGUCGCAAGGGGUGAGAGGUGAACCAGGUCUGACAGGUCAACCCGGUGAAAAGGGACCUCCGGGUGAAAUUGGCAGACGGGGCACUAAAGGAGAAGAUGGACCAGUUGGCGUACCAGGCUCAGCAGGUCCUAUAGGGCUGCAGGGAUUGCCAGGUCCUCCAGGAUUGAAAGGUGAAAUGGGUGAUACUGGAGCAGUGGGGCUUGCUGGACCACCAGGUUCACCUGGAGAGCAAGGUCCAAGGGGAAUCAAGGGUGUCGAAGGAACUCAAGGACCUGUCGGGCCUGAAGGUCAAAUGGGUGCCAAGGGAGAUACUGGAAAUCCGGGACCACCAGGAACGCCAGGCACUGAAGGAAAACCUGGAAAUUUGGGUGCACCGGGACCGAAAGGAGAAGAUGGUAAAACCGGUCCUGCUGGAUCACCUGGUGAACGGGGAAUCCCUGGCCCAGAAGGUCCGAAAGGGAACCUUGGUCCUCCAGGAUUUCCCGGUCCACCCGGAGAAACUGGGCUUCCGGGUGGCAAAGGCGAGAGUGGCAAAGAUGGCGACGAUGGGCCUCCCGGUGAACCAGGACCUUCCGGUGAAAUUGGACCACCUGGAAAAGAAGGCGCUGCCGGCACUCCGGGAAAACCUGGUACAGAAGGUCCAGCAGGCUUACAAGGCCAUCCGGGUCUUCCCGGUGAACCAGGUGAUCCUGGUUCACUUGGUCCUAUUGGAAAUCCGGGGCCUCCGGGAAUACAAGGGCCGCCAGGUCCCAAGGGGUCGCAAGGACUGACUGGCCAGCCUGGUGUAUCCGGAGAAAAUGGCGCUCCAGGAAUGCCUGGUAGCGAAGGUGCCCCUGGUGCAGUUGGUCCUGCUGGUCCAAAAGGACAGCGUGGCGACCGUGGACGCAGAGGAAUGAAAGGUCAUCGUGGUGACAUCGGUCAUGUUGGUAUCAAGGGGGAUCAAGGGGAAAAAGGUGAGAAAGGCAUGAGAGGAGUUUUCGGACUGGAAGGGCCAAAAGGCAGCCCUGGCCCACAUGGUCCUGAAGGAGUGAAGGGUAACGACGGACCUCCGGGCCUACCGGGAAUGGAGGGACCACCAGGAAUGAAGGGAAUUAUGGGAAAUGACGGUAUGAAGGGCGAUGUGGGUCCACCGGGGCCACCAGGCCCUCCUGGUCCUCCGGCAGAGCAGCCAAUGAUUCCUCCAGAAUUACUGUUUACCCAUGAACAGUUGACCCGAAGGCGACGUAAAGUAGAAGAGGAAAGUUACGAAAAUGAGAAAAGCGACGAUUACGACGAAACAUCAAAAAUACCAGAAAACGAUGACGAAGAGCUGGGUCCUAAAUUCUUAGACAUGUACAGCUCAAUAUACUCCAUGAGACAAGAUUUGGACCGGAUGAAAAAGCCUAUCGGUAGUCGAGAAAAUCCAGGCAGAACGUGUAAAGAUCUUCAUUUUGGACAUCCCCAUUAUCGUGACGGAUGGUAUUGGAUAGACCCAAAUCUCGGGAUGCCCGAUGAUGCUGUUUACGUUUACUGCAAUAUGACAGCGUCCGGAGAAACGUGUGUUUUUCCUGACAUUCACAGUAGUCAAAUGCCAAACAUUCCAUGGAAAAAGGAAAAAGGAAAAAACGAGUGGUAUUCGAAACUCCGCGGUGGAUUCCGGAUCACCUAUGAAACUAUCGGCGUCGUACAAAUGACUUUCUUGAGGCUUCUGAGCGAGGAAGGAUAUCAGAAUUUCACCUACACCUGCACCAAUAGCGCAGCAUGGUCAGGCCCAUCCGGUCACGAUAAAAAUGUAUCGAUGAAGUUGCUUGGGUUUAAUGAGGCAGAAUUUUCGUAUAAUCGAACACGUCCCCAAGUUUUGAUCGAUGGAUGCAAGAGUCGAAAGGAUAAUAGUGAAACUGUCUUCCUCAUUAAGACGAACAAGCUCCAACAAUUGCCGCUCAUUGAUUUUUAUCCAGUUGAUUACGGGCUGCCUCAUCAAGCAUUCGGUUUUUCCACUGGUCCAUUUUGUUUGAAAUGACAAAUCCAGGGAUUUGAGAAAAUUGUUUUUCGGAAAACUUGACCUACUCUAGCUAAGUCAUGGAGUGAUUGUUGCGCUUGAAAUCGUUACCAAUAAUAUGUGCCAUGUAUAGUCGUUAAUCAUAUUAGUUUAGUUCCAGUCAUCGAUUUUUAUGACAUAACACUCAAAAAAAUGUAUUCAUAAGUUAUAUCAUUAAGACGUAAGAAGUGCAAAAAUCUUGUGUAUUAUUCACACAUUUUUAAUAACGCAAUGAUAGGCUUCACUUUUCAUUCAAUAUUGUUUUAUUUAUCCUAAACUUUUUUUGUACAGGCCACGAACAAUUUUUUGUAUAUUUUUCAUGUAAGCAGAAUAAAAAUUUUAUGGAAUUUUUUGGAGUA
This is a messenger RNA of Venturia canescens, 5888 nucleotides long. RefSeq names its product collagen alpha-1(XI) chain-like. Gene Ontology annotation, molecular function: extracellular matrix structural constituent conferring tensile strength. The record is from RefSeq and is a predicted model, not a curated record. The transcript is spliced from 21 exons. The coding region runs from base 187 to 5511 and encodes 1774 amino acids. Gene Ontology annotation, biological process: extracellular matrix organization. Lineage: Eukaryota; Metazoa; Arthropoda; Insecta; Hymenoptera; Ichneumonidae.